AUGUGGUCGAGUAUUCAGCCCAUACGCCAUAUCACGAACAAAACUCCACCCCGACUAGCUGUUCUCUUAUCACGGAGACUCUUCCAGAAGGCUCCUGAGUGCAAAGCCAUUGCCAGAGCGGAGACGGCCCCAACCUUCAGCAUAGACUUGCCAUUUCCGUCACAUAGCACAUCCAUAAAGGCAGUCAAAACAAAAGUACCGGGUUAUUCUGAAUGCCCGGCGCUAGGUGAGACGUGCGUGGACUUGGCACUGCGGGGCCAGUUCCGCGAGCUCGUACUUGAGCUCACCUUCAAUCUCCAAAGGCACCAAUGUCUCCAGAUCCGCCACCUUGUACAUAUUCUCAGCCAGCUAAACGAACUGGAAAACUUCGCAGCCGUUGCGAAACUCUAUAGCAUACACGUCCCACUCUUCCGACUCCACGCACCGCCACAGGCGGUCAAGGAGCAGUUCAUGUUCGCCUUCUACCAGUUGGGCGCCUUGCCCCAGUUUGAAGUGGUCUUCCAGAGCUACUUGGCACACAAACCUAUUAGCCCGCACUUUCUUGUGGACGCGCUCCUUCUCUACGUCAAAAGCGGAGAUGUGAAGCUCGCCAACGAACUCCUCCAUCAGUUCUUGACCCAGGACUACCCCGCGCUCCCCGGUGACACUCUCCAUUUGUACUUGCGGAGCCUCAUGAAAGCAAACUGCACGCUCAGCUCCGUGCAAGACGCCUUUGCGAUUGCCCAUGAUAGCUUGCAGCUCAACGACGAGACGUAUGCUAUGAUGCUCGAGGCAUACGUUCGGCUUGGUUCUCUGGAAGAAGCCACGCUCUACCGCGAAUACCUUGCAAACAAAGGCUUGAACCGGUUGCUCCCCGUGCGAAUGCAGGAGAUUAUCGAGCAGUUCAUUGCUGAAAAACGAGACAGUGCACUGUUGGCGGUCCUAAACCGCCGGUAUUUGGCUCUUAUCGAGGAGGUACGCUGUCUCGUGCCCAGUAAAACGAACUUUGACAUCCACCGGUUCCUUAACCAGGCAUACCUAAAGCUCUUGCGGGUAAACGGUGCCAAAAACAACUUUGAGGAUGUUGAGGCCGUCUUAGCAGUCGUACAAAAUGACCCCCUCUUCGAUAGCGACCAGCUCCACUCCACCGUCGCACAGUGCUUCGCCAAGGUCGGCGACGCCGAAUCCAUCCACAUCUACAUGGACCGGUUGCGUUCGAUAGGCCACGUGCUCAGACCGGAGUACGUGGUGUUGAUGUACAAAGCGUUGUUGAACCGCUACCCGUACCUCGGGCGCCAGUUCUCUCGCGACUUGAUGGAUCGUUUGCAUGAGCUUCCCACGAAGCUCCAGGUGGCUGUGAGUCGCAACUACCGGUUGGCCUUAAACCGCAGAGGCUACUACCUCAAAAGCGGGAACGACCGGCUCAUUCGGGAAAUCUGUUUGGCUGAUCCCACGGACCCGAGCGCCAAAUUCCGCGUCACAAACCCCGAUGAACAGGUGGUGCAGUCGCUUCGAGCCAUGGUGCGCAGCGGGGUUAAGCCCCAGUUCCACCACCUCUGGCAGAUCUUGCGACACUUUCUUGGUCGCAAAAGCUUUGACAGCGCGUUGGCCGUCUCCCAGAUGAUGCUGGAGUGCCACUACCGCACGCCUAUCAAGGUAGAUCUUGCGUGGUUGAAGUACAACGUAUCGCAGCCGAAGGAGCGGGCGUCCGCGGGGAAACGCGUUUGGGAGUUUGUCCAGGUGAACAGACGGCGCUUAAACGCGCAAAACGUCUUGGAGUUGGGUGUCUUGUGCACAGCCGUGAGGAACUACGAGCUCUCCGUGCAGUUGGUCAUGGGUCUCGACGAUGAGUUGUCGUCAGAUGAAACCAUGCUCAAGUUCUUGGUGUUGUUCAAGGCCUACAUGUACCAGCAGAACUUUCAGGGUCUCGGCGAGCUAAUUGCGGAGUUCCGGGGCAGAGACGUGGUGUACAAGCCGUUUUUUAACGACGAGUUGAAGAAGUAUGUAAAGUACUUGAAAACCAUGAAGGUGGAGCAUGCGUCGGUUGAAGAGUUGAUUGGGCUCGUGAAGGAGGUUCAGGUGGAGUUAUUCAACGAGCGCUUUAAAGCGCACAAGCAGGCCAAAGAGAUGCUUGAUCUUAUUGUCAAGUGGGCCAGACCGCAAGCCUAG
This is a messenger RNA of Babjeviella inositovora NRRL Y-12698, 2148 nucleotides long. RefSeq lists its product as uncharacterized. Bases 1 to 2148 code for a protein of 715 amino acids. The transcript has a single exon. The record is from RefSeq and is a predicted model, not a curated record. Gene Ontology annotation, molecular function: protein binding. NCBI's taxonomy places the organism in Eukaryota, Fungi, Ascomycota, Pichiomycetes, Serinales.